Condylura cristata (star-nosed mole) is the source of this 1894-nucleotide messenger RNA. It is a transcript of the gene D2HGDH, whose product is annotated as D-2-hydroxyglutarate dehydrogenase. The record is from RefSeq and is a predicted model, not a curated record. Gene Ontology annotation, molecular function: FAD binding. The annotation marks the transcript as partial. Gene Ontology annotation, cellular component: mitochondrion. NCBI's taxonomy places the organism in Eukaryota, Metazoa, Chordata, Mammalia, Eulipotyphla, Talpidae. The transcript has 7 exons.
CCUCCAAGGUCGCGCCCCUCCGGGGAGCGCUGCCAGGGUCCUGCCAGUCGGGCUCUCGGCGGGCUGGUGGAGCGGGCAGGGGGCGCAGAGCUGGCAGCCCACGGGGCCUAGCCGGGGCACCCAGGACCGUCGCCGCACCCUGAUUUUUUAAUAAGACUUAUAUAUUCAUGCACACAGGAAUUGGAGUGCAGGCCUGAGGUGGGGUGAUGAGAAGAUACCCCAGAGACAGUGGGGAGCAGAACAGGCACCUCCACUGAGGGGAGCCCCAGGGGACAAGUGGGUCACUCCCUGGCCGACACCCACCCAGGCCGCAGGCUGGCCGCAGUGGCUGGGCCAGCCUGAUGGUGCGGCCGGGCCACAGGGCGCCUGUCCCAUGCCCGUUGUAGGAGACCCCGAGCAGGCCUGGACGCAUCCUCGGAUCUUCCCUCUCCCGGGUCUUUCAACUCCAAACGGUCCGCCCACCACUCAGGGCUGGUGCAAUGGUGCCCCAUCUGCUGCCCAGGCGGGCGGGGUGGCUCUUCUGGCGGCGGGCCGCCUGCGGCCCCCGAGCCUUGGCGGAGCAGAGGACACGGGCGGCCGCAUCCUGGACCCCUGGGCUGGGCAGCCCUUGGGGCUCCGGCGCCCCGGUCCGCAGGGGCAGCUCCCUGGGCGCCUCCCAGGUGCCGCUGACCCGGGAGCGAUACCCCGUGCGGCGGCUGCCCUUCUCGGAGGUGUCUGCGGAAGACCUGGCCGCCUUCGAGCACCUCAUCCCCGGCAGGGUGGUCACCGACCCCGAGGAGGUGCAGGCGUCCAACGUGGACUGGCUGAGGUCCCUGCGAGGACUCACCCCGCUGCGCACCAGGUACUGCCACGAGAGGAACCUGGCGGUGACCCCGCAGGGCGGCAACACCGGCAUGGUGGGCGGCAGUGUCCCCGUCUUUGACGAGAUUAUCCUGUCCACCAGCCUCAUGGACCAGGUCCUCAGCUUCCAGGACAUGUCCGGGGUGCUGGUGUGCCAGGCGGGCUGUGUGCUGGAGCAGCUGAGCCGGUACGUGGAGGAGCGGGGCUUCGUCAUGCCGCUGGACCUGGGCGCCAAGGGCAGCUGCCACAUCGGGGGCAACGUGGCCACCCACGCGGGGGGGCUGCGGUUCCUGCGCUACGGCUCGCUGCGGGGGACCGUGCUGGGCCUGGAGGUGGGCCCAGAGGGGACCAUUGGGUGUCCUCGGCAGGGCUGUGGACUGCGCCCAGGGGCCCGGGCACUGGCCGGGAGCCACGGGGGGGUGACCGUCCGCACGUGGUGGCCCAGGCGCGUGUCCCAGCCGGGCAGCCUUCUGGGAGCUGCCCUCCCCACCCACGUCCUGCAGCGCGUGGCCCCCUCGCCUCCCCGGGGCCUGGCCGUGGUUUCCUGUGUGGUCUCCCCUGGCGGUGAUGGCCAGGUGGCCGCCGGGAUGGGUCCCGGGCAGCACGCGGUGCCACAGGCCUCUCCGGGACGCGCAGGCGGCAGGGCGAGCAGCCUGGGGCGGCGGGUGCGCCGGCCCGGCGUGCGGGGUGCGGCGGGCGUGGCCUGGACCCGUGGACGCUGCCCUGAGCUAGCGCUUAGACGGGUGCGUUGCUUGCCCGUGACGAGCCGAGAAGGGGGAGAAGGCGGCUCCGCUCCCCAGACAGCCGUUGCCUGGAGACGGCCGAGGCCGGGCGGCGAUUGGCUGGGGGCGGAGGCCCCCUCCGUGGGUCCGGCCGAGGCUGCCAGACCGCACUGCGCCAGCAUGGACGGGGUGGACCUGUGGGCCUGCACCCUGGCCCAGCUGAUGGCCAAGAGGAAGCCCCAGGACACCUGGGAGCUGCUGGCCGAGGAGGACCUGGCCGCGGGGAACCUGGACGGCUCCGGCUACCAGUACUGGCUCGAGGGGCUCUCGAG